Messenger RNA from Aspergillus ochraceoroseus IBT 24754, 1375 nucleotides. RefSeq lists its product as uncharacterized. Gene Ontology annotation, molecular function: DNA-binding transcription factor activity, RNA polymerase II-specific; RNA polymerase II cis-regulatory region sequence-specific DNA binding. The record is from RefSeq and is a predicted model, not a curated record. Bases 151 to 1083 code for a protein of 310 amino acids. Gene Ontology annotation, biological process: regulation of transcription by RNA polymerase II. Gene Ontology annotation, cellular component: chromatin. The transcript has 5 exons. NCBI's taxonomy places the organism in Eukaryota, Fungi, Ascomycota, Eurotiomycetes, Eurotiales, Aspergillaceae.
UCCUUUGAAUCCUUCUUGAUCACUCCACUCCAACCCAAAUUUUCUACUGCUUCCAACCCACCUCUCUCUUCUUAUAUUCCUUCGUCUAAGCGUUAGACUUUCGUUAUCUCCCUGCUGGGACGGCCUCUUGAUACUAUCACCAUCGUCAUCAUGGGUCGCACGACUGCUGCUUCGGAAAUCCCUCUCCCCAUUACCUAUACUCCUACUACCCACCGCAUUAGCAAGGCGAAGAAAGGAAAGCGUGUUCAUGCUUGCGAAUACCCCGGAUGUAACAAGGUCUUCACCCGAGCUGAACAUCGAAGGCGUCAUGAAUUAAACCACAACCCUGAGGCUCUUUUCCGCUGCACUCAGUCUGGGUGCAAGAAAGCCUUCCAUCGUCCAGACCUCCUUGCGCGACACAUGGAACGACAUGAACUUGAGGCUCAGAUGGACAACACCACCCAGUGGGAGCGCCAUACUCCUACUAGCAUCCCAUCAGAGCAAUACAUUUCUAGAUGCACCAUCGUAGACCCAAACCAACACCAUUAUCUAGCCAUGACUCAGCCCACGACCUCGAUCUCGCUGGGCCCGCUCAAGGCCUCUGUUAUUCACUCCGACCUUAGUAGCGACGGCUUGCUAUGGAACGGAAUGGAAAUGCCUUCGGAGCACCAGACCCGGAUUUAUCCCAGCCCUCACAUCCACGAAUCUGUGGAGGAUUCGCGCUUCUACUCCACCCCAGAGGCUUGCUCCUCUCCCUCCUCCGAUGGCACAGCACUCUCCGUACCUUCGUACCCCCGAUCUUCCGUUUCCUCAACUCCAGCGGGAGUCCUUGAUUCAUACCCUGACCCGAUUGUGGACUCGGAAUUAACAUCUUCGCCUGUCCCAAUGCAUUCAACGCUUCGCGGCUGGGACCAACCCGAGCACAUGUCCUCCAGCAUCUCAUCAAACAUGGUGCCCAUGCCAAUUCCCGAUAGCCUCAUCCAUCCGGCACUUCAGUAUCACACACCCUCAUGGUCCAUUCCCCACCACAUGGGCUAUGAUGACAGUUUCCUACCGCCUGUUACUUACCCAACCCCCAUGGCUUCCAAAUCGUGGUCUCUAUGAACUAGUCAGCAAAUAUGACCCAAUCAAUCGCGCCCUAACCUACAAACGCCGAUUAAAUGAAUGCAACAAAAUUCUGGGACAAAGCUCGAUUUCACCUGCGCCAAACCUGCACUGAACCGACAGUAACAAAUCCAAUAAAGAAAUUAUAAAAAGCAAGCAAAAAGAAUAAAAGAAAAAAAGAAAAGAAAAGAAAAAAAAAAAAAACAAAAAAAAACCCCACGAAGAUCAUGCUUACGACCUCUAUAUCAUUUCACCAAUCCUGGUUCGAAACCGCCGAGUGGGAGAAAGUUAC